Molecule: messenger RNA, 633 nt
Organism: Aspergillus viridinutans
Lineage: Eukaryota; Fungi; Ascomycota; Eurotiomycetes; Eurotiales; Aspergillaceae
Exons: 2
Coding region: 1-633 (210 amino acids)
Source: RefSeq, a predicted model, not a curated record
AUGGCGAACGGGCCACGCCAGCCACAACAACACACCUUAGCUGCAAACCACGACGCGAAGCAGCUACUCACAUACAUCAAGGAACAGAAGGUCAGGGUCCCAGAGACAGUUAUCAAGUUUAUUAAGAAUACCGAAGCCACUACGGAAGUCUUUCUCACGGACCUAUUAGGUAGUAGCCUACAGAAGACGGUGGAAGAUGCUGUGAUCAAGGCAACACUCAACCUCAAGAAAGACAUCCACGCGAUCAGAACCAACACCAAGAAUCAAUCACCAUCAGGAAGAGUCAGAUCCUUCGCUGAAGCCAUACAUCACACACCUCCGCCGUCGCACUAUCAGUCAAAUCAUGGCUCUAACAGCUCCCAAGGGGCCACGCCCUCCGAACUCAGCCGCGACCGCAAAAUCAUGGUUAAACUGGGUGAUGCAGCAGGAAUCAAAAGGUUUAGGGCCCUUACUCCUGCUAACAUCAGGCGAAAGGCCCAACAGGCGCGUGAUAAGGCAUAUAUAAGCACCCUCGAUCAGCCUACACUCAGCGCGAUACAGUUUAUUGCGGCGCAUCAACUCAAGUCAGAUAACCUAAGCUUGAGCCUCCGCUCCGCCAAGGAAGCGGAGGUCGCCCACCUCCAUCAAAACUAG